AUGAAGCACACCAGGGGGUGGAAGCUAAACAAGUGUCAGCCAGACGGGUGUGAGAAAAACGAAAGAGCGAACACGCUGAGAAAGAGUAAGUACCAGUUGAGAAGCAAAAAAAACGAAGCAGACAAAAAUGCACACGAAGAAGAAUCUGAUGGAAACUCCAACGAUGGAAGUGACUCCUCGCUGUCCUGCUCCUCCAAAUAUAUGACGAGGGAAGAAAAUGUAGACGAAUCAGGAACCAUCCACGAUUUGCGAAAAGGUCAGCUCAAUCGAGACAGACUUAACUGUGACAGUAAAACAGGGGUACACCUCCCUAAUAAUGAAACGAACUGCAAAAAGUACUCUCUCCAUUCUGUGAGCAAAGCAUUCACGAAGCAGACCCUCGUGUACGACCACUACAAAAAGAAAGACAUCCUCCUCAGUCUCUGGUGGAAAAAUAUGAUAGAUCUCUAUUCAGACAUUUUAAUAACCAACGUAUAUAGCAAUGUAAGCAAUAUUGAUGUCCUAAAUAUGAAUCGCAAAAUGAGGGAGAAAAACUACCAGUACUUAAAUGAAGGCAUUGUCCUUUUUCAUAACUCCAGUAGGAGAGACCAUUACAAAAUGAGCAUACUACGAGUGGUCACAAAGGAAGAAGUAAACAAGAAAAACGAAAAAGAAAUCUUCUACUCCUCAUCCCUUAACGAUAACACCAUUGAUAAUUCUUUUAAAAAAUAUUAUAAAAAUAAAUAUAAGCAUAUCCCAGUUAUCAAACGGUACAAUUGUUUGAACCUUCCAUACUACUGCACGAAUUCGAGCAUCCUAUACUGCGGCAGGGAUGGGGUGAGCAACUCAGUGGAAACGAACUGCGGGGGAGACGCAGCAAACGUGAUCAUAGCGAGUAAGUCCAUAGGGGGGAGUAUAUUUCUCUACAACAUUGGAAAAACCAUCCAUCGGAUUAACAGGAUGGAAGAUGAUGAGGCUGUGGAUAGGAGAUUGAGUGAAGAUGGGGAAGCCACUAUGCCCGGUGAAGUAGACUACAAGGGGAAUGCUACCCAGGGGGGAGGAUGCGCCGACAGGGGAAGUAGCGGCGGUGCUAGAAGCGAUAGUAGCAGCGGUAGAAGAGGCGGCAGUAGCGGCGGUAGGAGCAGCUGUAGUAGCAGAGCUAGUAGCCCAAUGCAGGAGGAGGAAGACGAAGCAGAGGAAUACAAGGAGGAAGGGAGAGGACAACAGUGUAACGCCCAACGGAGGCAUAAGGGGGGAAAGACCAUCCCUCCAAGGCGCUUCAAAAAAAAGGCACAAAUUGUUAAUAGAAAAAAUGGAUCCCCACAAAAUUGGGGUAACCAUGAAAGUAGGAAAAACAAAUCAUCCGAGAGAUAUAAGAAAAAAAUAAAGGACAGAAAAAUAUGUGAUGGGGAAUUGCUACUGGAACUGGUUGGACACAACAAAACAGGAAAAGGACUCUUCUUCAAAAAUAAUUACCUUCUCAGCAAUGGGGAUGAUAAGAACAUAUUCAUCUACGACAUUAAUGGUGACACUGAGAGGAGUAGCGAAAAUAAACACCAGAACGAUCACGUCAAUGUGUCCAAAAUGAAUCCGUACAUCUCGAUUAAGACCAAUGAGCUGUAUAGCAAUGUGAGGUGGCUGUAUGAUUCGCUAGUCAUAGGUUCCACGUACAGUGGCUACUUCUCCCUGUUUGACAUCAGGAUGAGGAAUAAGAGCGUCAGAAGUGGAAACAGCGUCAACAGCGACAACAGCGGCAACAUCGUCAACAGUGUCGGCAGUGGAGGAGGCGGACCAGGUGGAUACUUCCAUCCCAGUGGAUACAUCCAACCCGGUGUGCAACCCCGAAGCAACGUGAAUGUCUAUUCUGUGCACAAGAAAAUCACCAAAUAUGAAAUUUCAGAUAUCGACAAAUACAAUAACGAUGACAACAAUCUGAUCUGCAUGAGUUCGCUAAAUAACAUAUUGCUCUUUGACUUGCGAUUUAUUAAUAACAACUUGCCGUACAAAGUUAUGCACGACAAUUCGUACAAUAACUAUAGCAUUAACGACGCCUACUUUGAGCCCUACCAGACGUCUGUACAGAAUGGAGAGUACAGCAGCACCACCAAUGUGAAUUACUUCUACGACCAUUCAUACAAUAAUUACUACAAUGAAGAUUUCUUCAAUUCUGACACAUUUAUUCAUUCCCUUUUUUGGUGUAACAUUGAAGGCUUUAACUAUAUCGGGUCUCUAAAUAACAAAGGCAUUAUUAAUCUGUUUGACGUGAACAAGAGCAAGCACCACUGCGUGUUCACAUAUGGCUGCAAAUAUAUCAAGAUCUUUAAAUUCAACCCUUUCAAAAUCAACAACUUUGUCUCUGUGGACAAGAAUAACAUCCUUAUCCUGUUUACGCUCCCCGACCAGAUAUACAAGAGCGACUUGGAUUUGUACCUUCAGGAUAAUCUCCCCGCGGAGUAG
Plasmodium inui San Antonio 1 is the source of this 2436-nucleotide messenger RNA. RefSeq lists its product as hypothetical. The coding region runs from base 1 to 2436 and encodes 811 amino acids. The transcript has a single exon. Lineage: Eukaryota; Apicomplexa; Aconoidasida; Haemosporida; Plasmodiidae. The record is from RefSeq and is a predicted model, not a curated record. Gene Ontology annotation, molecular function: protein binding.